GCGCUGAGGGGGCGGGGAGAGCGCUGCUGGAGGCUCCAUGGUGGCUAGCUAACAAUAGGCCGGGACCAGAGGCUGGGCUAAGGCUUGAGGAGCAAGACGCAGGGCGGUGGAGCUUAGCGGACUUUAGCAGCACUUCAGACGGCGUGGCCCGGUGUAUGUUAUACCUCGCCCCUGUUGCUCUCCCUGGAUUCUGAUCAGCAAGCACACAAAGGGUCGCUGAGAAUCGAUCAGUGCGCGGCCUGUAGGCGUCUUCCUCCUCUACAUCCUCAUUAGAGCCUCCAGAAGCUUCCACACAUCAUGCUGAUGUCUCUUCACGUUACGUAACCACAAGCGGGGCCCCUCCCAGCAUGCACUGCCGCCUCCAUUAUUUAUGAGGUCACCAUGGCAACGGCCGCUUGGAGAUGGGGGCGGAGCCUGACAGCUGGCGUGAGCGGCGCUGAAGAUGUCUGACAAUGGGGAGGUCGAGGACAAGCCCCCAGCCCCGCCCAUGAGGAACACCAGCACCAUGAUUGGCUCCUGUGGCAAGGAUCCCGCCCCAGUCAACCACGGCUCCAAGCCCCUCCCACCCAACCCAGAGGACAAGAAGAAAAAAGACCGCUCCAUCCGAUUCAUCCUGACGGGGGGAGGCGACAAAACCUACAAGAAGAAGGAGCGCCCGGAGAUUUCUUUGCCGUCUGACUUUGAACACACCAUCCAUGUCGGAUUUGAUGCCGUCACUGGGGAGUUUACUGGCAUGCCCGAGCAGUGGGCCCGCCUCCUGCAGACCUCCAACAUCACCAAACUGGAGCAGAAGAAGAAUCCUCAGGCUGUCCUGGAUGUUCUUAAGUUCUACGAUUCAAAAGAGACCAGCAACAGCCAGAAAUACAUGAGCUUCACUGAUAAAAGUGCCGAAGUCUUCAUGUCGUCUACUGCAGCGAGCUCUAAGACUGUCUCGGAGACACCCGCCAUCGCCACCGUGUCUGAGGACGAGGACGAAGACGAGGCCGAGCCCCCGCCCAUCAUUGCCCCCCGACCUGAACACACCAAGUCGAUAUACACUCGCUCAGUGAUCGAGCCACUUCCGCCUCCUCCCACCAAAGAUGCCGCCACCUCCCCCAUCGUCGUGCCAACCGCCGCAGUCACCCCCACACCCGCGCCGGAAGGUGCUCCCGGAAGCCCCCCCAGCGCCAGCCCCGCCCCGGGACCCUCCCUGCCCCGCCCUCAGGACAAAGGAAGGAAGAAGAAGAUGUCAGAUGAGGAGAUCCUGGAGAAGCUGAGAACCAUUGUGAGUGUAGGAGACCCCAAGAAGAAAUACACUCGCUUUGAGAAGAUAGGACAAGGUGCGUCUGGGACGGUGUACACGGCUAUUGACAUCGCCACCGGACAAGAGGUUGCCAUCAAGCAGAUGAACCUUCAGCAGCAGCCCAAGAAGGAGCUGAUCAUCAACGAGAUUCUGGUGAUGAGGGAAAACAAAAACCCAAAUAUUGUCAACUACCUGGACAGUUACCUUGUGGGCGACGAGCUGUGGGUGGUGAUGGAGUACUUGGCCGGAGGUUCCUUGACUGACGUGGUCACAGAAACUUGCAUGGAUGAAGCUCAGAUAGCCGCAGUGUGCAGAGAGUGUCUCCAGGCGUUGGAGUUCCUCCACUCCAACCAGGUCAUCCACCGAGACAUCAAGAGCGACAACAUCCUGCUGGGAAUGGACGGAUCCGUCAAGCUCACUGACUUUGGCUUUUGCGCCCAGAUCACGCCAGAGCAGAGUAAGCGCAGCACCAUGGUCGGCACUCCCUACUGGAUGGCUCCAGAGGUGGUGACCCGCAAAGCCUACGGUCCCAAAGUGGACAUCUGGUCCCUGGGCAUCAUGGCCAUUGAGAUGGUGGAGGGGGAGCCGCCCUACCUCAAUGAAAACCCACUCAGGGCCCUCUAUCUCAUCGCCACCAACGGUACGCCAGAGCUGCAGAACCCUGAGAAACUAUCCAGCACCUUCAGAGACUUCCUCAACAGAUGUUUGGAGAUGGAUGUGGAGAAAAGGGGCUCAGCCAAGGAGCUGUUGCAGCAUCAGUUCCUGAAGAUGGCCAAGCCUCUCUCCAGUCUGACUCCGCUCAUCCUGGCCGCCAAGGAAGCCGCAAAGAACAACCGCUAGCUCACGGCAUCCCCGCCUGUCCUCCUCCUCCUCCUCUUCCUCGCCUUCUCUGUCCCCUUCCUGAAGAUGAUCGUCUGGGUCACGACUCCGCUCUUCCCCUGUGACCAUUGACCCCUUGUGCUGCCCCUCCAACAAAACACUGGACUCUUGGAGGAGGGCGGAGCCUAAGUGAUUGAUGUCAUUGGUUGAUCAGUGAUGUCGUCAACAGAGACUCAUGGGAACUUUGGCAUUCUUUGUUUUCUACUUGUGUGUGUGUGUGUGUGUGAGAGAGAGAGAGAGAGAGCAUGUGUGUUUAUUUUAUGGUUUUACUGUUUUUAUUGCUAUCUUUUUAAAAAUCCUUGUGUUACGUGUGCGCGGUGACAGAGGGAUGCUGGGAUCUCAAGUGAUUGUAGCACGGACACACGGUGUCCAGUCUGCACUGUGAGUUGUUAAUAAGAAUCAUAGCAUACGCUGUCCGAACCGCUGAUGGAUGGCGUCUUGUUUCCUCAAAGCCAGCAGGUCCUCGUAGAACUUCAAGCCAAGUCAGCAUUAAAUGUCACGAAACAUGUUUACCCACCAUGCAACCUGACAAACUCCCUCCAUCAGCGCUUCUGCGACAACUUGGAAGCUGCCAGAUCAGCGCGCCGACUGCGUUGCAGAGAUUGUGCAUGUUUUUCUUUCUCGGUACGACAGAAGUGGUUCUGAACGAGCCGUGGCGGAUGCCUGUGUAUAAAUGAAGAGCAGAAAAUAAAACUGCGAUGAGUCAAUGCCGUGUUUGCUUCCUGUCUGGACCGGACUGCAUGAACGGGUCGUUUAUGAAGCGCCCCUAAUUGGUGGAAAAUGAAAUUACUGUACGUUUUUCAUUGCUGAAACAUUCUGCUUAUUCUCCAGGGUGACG
This is a messenger RNA of Doryrhamphus excisus (bluestripe pipefish), 2999 nucleotides long. NCBI's taxonomy places the organism in Eukaryota, Metazoa, Chordata, Actinopteri, Syngnathiformes, Syngnathidae. The record is from RefSeq and is a predicted model, not a curated record.